Molecule: messenger RNA, 4573 nt
Organism: Grammomys surdaster
Lineage: Eukaryota; Metazoa; Chordata; Mammalia; Rodentia; Muridae
Gene: Psd2
Product: pleckstrin and Sec7 domain containing 2
Exons: 15
Coding region: 418-2733 (771 amino acids)
Biological process (GO): regulation of ARF protein signal transduction
Molecular function (GO): guanyl-nucleotide exchange factor activity; protein binding; phospholipid binding
Source: RefSeq, a predicted model, not a curated record
GCUCAUGCUGGAGUCGGUGGCCGUGUUCUGGUGGGUGGGAGCCCCGCACAAGGUCGGACGCUUGUAGCCAGGCGCCGCGGGUGGGCUCUCCUGGUGGCCACGGUCCCCUCCAGGCUGCGCGCGCGCCGGCAGUCUCCCCCGCCCCCCUCCCGCCCUUCUCGUCCUUCCCGCUCCUCCCUCCCUCCUUCCCUGCUCCCUCCUCCUGCAGUCCGUCCCCUCCUUCUCUGUCCAGCCUCUCCACAGCCGAGGCUCCAACACCUGAGGGGACAGAAGCGAACGCGGGGAGCUCCAACAGGCGGCGGCACGGGACCGCGGGUCCGGGGUGGCCUCCGCAUGGCCCCACCGUGAGAGGGGACCCAGCGGCUGGGACACGAGCGCCCUAGGGGCUGGCAGGGACGGGUGGAAACAGUGACUGCCAUGGAUGAAGAAAAGCUCCCAUGUGAGCAGCACAAGGAAGGGGGUGCUACCCAAGACCACAGCCUGGAGCCCGAAGAAAAGCCUGGGGUCCAGAAUGGAACAGCAGCCAGUGAAGGCCUGAGCAGCCACAUUAGCGGUCCAGAAAGUGGGAAGACGGGCACCUUAGUGGGCACCAUGGAGCCUACGAGAGACCCAGAUGUUGCCCUGUCUGGCCUUAGCCUCUCUUUGACCAAUGGCUUGGCUUUGGGACAAGAUGGUAACAUUCUGGAAGAUUCUAUAGAAUCCAGGCCCUGGAGUAGUGGACCAGCAGAGGAGGAGGAUGCCCCUAGGAGUCCUUGUCCAGAUGCCGAGGACCCUCAGCUGGGGCUGGAUUGUCCUGGCGAACCAGAUGUGCGGGAUGGCUUCAGUGCCACUUUUGAGAAGAUUCUGGAGUCGGAGCUACUGAGGGGCACCCAGUAUAGCAGCCUGGACUCAUUAGACGUGCUGAGUCUCACUGAUGAGAGUGACAGCUGUGUCAGCUUUGAGGCCCCCCUUACACCUCUCAUCCAGCAGCGGGCUCGAGACAGCCCUGAGCCUGGGGCUGGGCUGGGCAUUGGGGACAUAGGGCCUGAAGGGGAUCUGGGGGCAACUGGUGGUGGUGAUGGGGAGCUGGGCAGUCCCCUGCGGCGGUCCAUCUCUAGCAGCCGCUCAGAGAAUGUCUUGAGCCAUCUGUCUGUCACAUCAGUGCCCAAUGGGUUCCAUGAAGAUGGGCCUGGGGGCUCAGGGGGGGACGAUGAGGACGAUGAGGACACGGACAAGCUGCUGAACUCUGCCAGUGACACAAGCCUUAAGGAUGGUCUGUCAGACUCGGACUCAGAGCUGAGCAGCUCUGAGGGGCUGGAGCCUGGUGGCACAGAUCCACUGGCCAAUGGGUGCCAGGGGGUCAGCGAAGCCGCUCGCAGACUGGCCCGACGCCUCUACCACCUCGAAGGCUUCCAGCGCUGUGAUGUAGCCCGGCAGUUGGGCAAAAACAAUGAGUUCAGCCGGCUGGUUGCUGGGGAGUACCUCAGUUUCUUCGACUUCUCAGGCCUCACUUUGGACAGAGCUCUCAGAACCUUCCUGAAGGCCUUCCCACUGAUGGGGGAGACACAGGAACGAGAACGAGUCCUUACCCACUUUUCUCGCCGGUACUGCCAGUGUAACCCAGACGACAGCACAUCAGAAGAUGGGAUCCACACGCUCACCUGCGCCCUGAUGCUGCUCAACACAGACCUGCAUGGACAUAACAUUGGUAAGAAGAUGUCCUGCCAGCAAUUCAUUGCCAACUUGGACCAGCUGAACGAUGGCCAAGACUUUGCCAAAGACCUUCUGAAGACGCUUUACAACUCCAUCAAGAAUGAAAAGCUGGAAUGGGCCAUUGAUGAGGAUGAGCUGAGAAAAUCCCUGUCUGAGCUGGUGGAUGACAAGUUUGGGACGGGCACAAAGAAGGUGACUCGGAUCUUGGAUGGUGGCAAUCCAUUCCUGGAUGUCCCACAGGCUCUCAGCGCUACCACCUAUAAGCACGGCGUGCUGACCCGGAAGACUCAUGCUGACAUGGACGGCAAGAGGACACCCCGUGGGAGGCGUGGCUGGAAGAAAUUCUACGCGGUGCUCAAAGGGACCAUCCUGUACCUGCAGAAGGAUGAAUACAGGCCUGAUAAGGCCCUGUCCGAGGGGGACCUGAAGAACGCCAUCCGUGUACAUCACGCUCUGGCCACCAGGGCUUCUGACUACAGUAAGAAGUCCAACGUGCUCAAGCUCAAGACAGCAGACUGGAGGGUCUUUCUCUUCCAGGCACCGAGCAAGGAAGAGAUGCUGUCCUGGAUCCUCAGAAUCAACUUAGUAGCUGCCAUCUUCUCAGCACCCGCCUUCCCAGCAGCUGUCAGCUCCAUGAAGAAGUUUUGUCGACCCUUGCUGCCCUCCUGUACCACUCGCCUUUGCCAGGAGGAGCAGCUGCGGUCUCAUGAGAAUAAGUUGAGGCAGGUGACUGCAGAGCUGGCUGAGCACAGGUGUCACCCACUGGAGAGAGGCCUCAAGUCUAAGGAAGCGGAGGAAUACCGGCUGAAGGAACACUAUCUCACGUUUGAGAAAAGCCGUUAUGAGACCUAUAUCCACCUCCUGGCCGUGAAAAUCAAAGUGGGCUCAGAUGACCUGGAGCGGAUUGAGGCUCGGCUGGCUACUCUAGAAGGGGAUGACCCAGCUCUCCGGAAAACACACUCAAGCCCCGCCCUCAGCCUGGGCCAUGGGCCCGUGACUGGCAGCAAAGCCACAAAGGAUACCUCUGCAUCUGAUACCUAGCUGGUGUGGCUGUGCAGGCCCUAGAAGCAGGCAAAUGUCCCCAGAGGGGUCAGUGAGCACAAUUCCAGUCAGGGACUGCUUGGACCAAGCUCCAGGCAGUUAACCGGCAACCAGAGGGGUAUGGAGAGCCCUGUGCCCAAGGAGACUCAUGACGCUGAUCUUCUUGCAUCCUGGGCCAUCUCUGGCCUAGGCCCUCUCCUAGCCCUGCUGCCCUUCAGUCACAGGGCCUUGCUUUGCAGGCCAGACAUGCUCUAGGGCCGAACAAGUCUGUCACUGUUGCUUUCCCAGGCUCCCUUCUCAUCAAGCUCCUCCCUCAUCUUGUAUUUGUGAGGGUGGGUCUGGACUCUGAAUCUCAGCUUGGCCACUCACCCUUUCUCCUCUUUCCUCUCAGUUGACCAGCAGCAGGUCUAUGGACCACCAGCAACCUUUACAACUGGCCCAGUCCUGCCUCACAUUGCAAUAAUCUGGGGCCUAACCUCCACUCAGUGCCAAGCUGAUUCCACUCAUGCGUGUACCCCCUUUCUCCUUUCGUCCCCUGAGGCCUCUCCAGUCUCUUUUUUAUAUACACACACAAAAAUAUAUAUGUAAAGAACUCAUUUAAAGAAGGGUUGGGAACUACUACCCACUAGAGGAUGAAACCAGAUGAAGGAGAAGGCCUGUCUUGGAGCUUGGCCUGCUAACGAGGAAGCCUGCAAUGGGGCCCUCUAAGGGCUGCUCUGACACUCUGGAUGGAAGGAUGAAGACCCUCUGUGUUUUUGUCUUUUCCUUUUUCGGCUGACUUGUGACUCACAAUCACUUUUCCAGUUGAUGCUUUUGGACUGAACAGGAUACAUGUGUAUGUAUCACCUCCUUUGUCCCAGGGGGUGUCCUGUGGGGUGAGUGCCUUGGUAGCACACCUCUGUUUGCUUUUCUAUCUUCCUGUGAAUACUGCCAAGGUCUUAGAGCUCCAGUGGUGGCCUCUGCACAGACCUACUGGCAGUAAGGAAGGACACUCUACCUUGCUGGGCGCCAUCCUCCGGCAAGCCCAGGCCAGGCAGUAGAGUAGGCUUACAGAAGCUGUUAGCUCUCAGCUCUGGGGGGUGGGGAAGGUUUUGAUUAGUGAUAAUCUUUUCCUUUUCCUAGCAAAUCAGAAAGGCUAAGCAAAGGACCCAGUUGAGAGUAGAGACAUAUGUCUCUCACGGGUUGACAUCCUUUAAACACUGCAUCACUUAGAGCAACAAGUGAGUCUUGGGGAUAGCCCUCUUGACACAGCUACCACAAGCUGAUCUUUCCUAUUGUUUGGCUAACAGUUUGCAGUCUUGGGUGACAUAAGCCUUGUACUAAGCGCUUAACACUUCAAGUCCACUCCCAUUGGAUGCAGGGAGCUGGGAGUUUGUGGAGAGGUGUAGUGGGUUGAAAUCCAAAUUGUUUAAAUUGGAUUAGCUGAAGUGCGUUUUAUAACCAAACCAUCUGGCCCCUUUGUUUUGCUCAGGGGAAGCAAAUGCUCGUUUGAAUGAGAUCAGAAAGGCAAUUCGGGGGCAGCAAAGUGGUUUCAGUUCUUUGUCCAGCUGCCUGAAGGUCCUUUGAUUUUUCCAGCCAGUGUCCCACUCUCUGUGUCAUGGGGUCGGGGACAGCAGAGGUGCAAGUUCCUUAGCCUCAGACACGCAUGACUGCCCAAGCACUAGUUGUGCCUCCCAUCAGUAAAGACAUUUUUUAGUUUGCUUCCUUAAUUGUAUAAUUCUUUAUUUGUAAAUUAUAUACAUGUACUACUGUACUAAAAUAUUAUGUACAUUAUAAAACAUACACAAAAAUAGAAAUUUAAAAAAGAUGAGAUGAAAAUAAAUCUAAAUCAAAGUUCUAA